Molecule: messenger RNA, 1723 nt
Organism: Toxotes jaculatrix (banded archerfish)
Lineage: Eukaryota; Metazoa; Chordata; Actinopteri; Toxotidae
Exons: 6
Coding region: 27-1079 (350 amino acids)
Source: RefSeq, a predicted model, not a curated record
CCAGUGAUGCGAGGCGGGGUCGGCUGAUGCGGGGCGGGAAGGUCUGGGUGGCCGAGAGAGUGACGCAAGUGGACCAAGGCAACUAUACUCUGAGAGACACGGAGGGGAAGGUGCUGUCCCACAGCACCCUUACUGUCCGCGGGCACUCCUUCAAUGUCACCCGCUUCGCCAAGGAGUCUCUAAACCUGCCCCUCUUUCUUCCUGUCCCUCAUGUCCACCUCAUUUUUACCCCCUCCCGAUACCCUGAUGAAUCCUCCCUGGGCCCUUUCGACCCCAGGCCCCCCCGCGGCCCCGUGCAGCUGAUCCGUGAGGGCCAAAUAACAGACCACGACAUGCGCUACAGGGGCCUCAUCUCCCUGGGCAGGAACGGUACUAUCAAUGAGGUUGUCAUAGCGAGACUGACUUCAAGGCAUGAUGGGGUGUAUGAAAUCAGAGAUGGGGGUGGCAACCUAGUGUCUUCCACCUUUUUGCAGGUGAUCGAAAAGGGGGCCAGAUGGCGAGCACUGCUCAAGUCCAUCACUGUCCCAUCUGGGAUGUUUGUGUCACUGGCUGGUUUCAUCCUGUUCUUGAAGCGCUACCCAAAUUGCAGCCUAUCACAGAUCAUCGCCUGCCUCAGAGCGAGCCGCACACCACCAGCCAACCCCCCAAGAGUUAAUAUCCAGGACUACAGCCAGCCCAGCCCUGAGCCCUCAGGCUACUACAGUCAUGCUCAGCAGCCUGGAACACCAAGAAAAUGGACCCCUAGAGCCAGUCCUGCUCAUACUGGUUACACUCCAGUUAUGGUGGGGACUCCAAGAGCUGAGAACCAAGGAACGCACAGAUUGGCAGCUAGGAGCUCCCCUAGUCGUAAUUCAACCACUGAGCGGGACACAUCUACUGCACGAGAGAUUUCCUUUUCAGCACCCGGGGCUUCAGAUUACCUCCUCGCCACCGAGGAGUGUGUUCAAUUCCAGAUCAAGAAAAAUGGAGAUGGAGAAAGUUGUAACAAAUCACAAGAAUACUUUUCCACACUGCCACUAGACAUGGACACCUCUGAAUCCUGCAGUGUUUAUACUUCAGAGAAACUGAACUUCUUAUAAAACAGACAGUUGGAGCUGCAAUACGGUAAGAAUAAAUGAGGCAUGAGAGACGCCAGUUUUGGGGUUCUCUGGUGGAAAAGAAAGAUCUCAAUUGUGCCUUUUGCAUUGUAGUGUAGUUUUAAUGGUUUGGUACGAACAUUGCAUGUCAUUUUUUUAUUGUCAUUUUACUGUAGCAUGAGUGGAGCAUUAGCCUUACCGUCUCAUAUUACCCAUCUCUUGAUACUGGCUGAUGGUGCUCCUGAAAUAUCCUGCUGUUACCUACCUCCAGACCCUCAGGACCAAUAUUACCUGCACUGUAUUUGCUGAGUGUCUGUACAUGUAUGUUUGUGUGUGUAAUGUGAUCUCUAGGGCUAUGCAGGCAUUAGAGUUGUGAUACAAAAGUUUGGAUAAGGGAAUUUUCUUUUACUACACAGUAAUGUAAGGUUAAUGGAAGCGUUUUUCUCCAUCUAUUGCGUAAACCAUUCCUCACUCUGACAACAGUUAAUUAUCAUGUUAAAUAUCUACUCUGCAGAUUAAUAAUUUUACAACGAUAAAGUGUAUUAACCCUCAAGACAAUUUUAGUAAUGGUAACGUGAAAUGUAACAUGUUCGACCAAAUAUUGCAAUAGCCUGUUGAUCUGUGAACUUUGUGUACAGGAUAAAGCU